This is a messenger RNA of Coniosporium apollinis CBS 100218, 1647 nucleotides long. Its product is annotated as isocitrate lyase. The coding region runs from base 1 to 1647 and encodes 548 amino acids. Gene Ontology annotation, molecular function: isocitrate lyase activity. The transcript has 5 exons. The record is from RefSeq and is a predicted model, not a curated record. Gene Ontology annotation, biological process: carboxylic acid metabolic process. Lineage: Eukaryota; Fungi; Ascomycota; Dothideomycetes.
AUGUCGCCAAUCGACGCCGAGCAACAGAGGUACGAGGAGGAGGUUGAGGCCGUGAAGCAGUGGUGGAACGACUCGCGAUGGAGGUUCACCAAGAGGCCCUUUACUGCUGAGCAGAUUGUGUCCAAGAGGGGGAAUCUGAAGAUACAGUACCCCAGUGCUGUCAUGGCUAAGAAGCUAUGGAAUACCGUGGAGAAAAGAUUCCAGGAGAAAGACGCCAGCUAUACAUACGGCUGCUUGGAUCCUAUCAUGGUCUCUCAGAUGGCCAAGUACCUCGAUACCGUAUAUGUUUCCGGCUGGCAAUGCUCAUCCACAGCUUCCUCGUCCAACGAGCCAGGCCCUGAUCUUGCCGACUACCCCAUGACAACUGUCCCGAACAAAGUCGAACACUUGUUCAUGGCUCAACUUUUCCACGACCGCAAACAGCGCGAGGAGCGCCUCAGCACACCGAAAGCCAACCGCGCUGGCGUCGCCAAUACCGACUUCCUCCGUCCCAUGGUCGCGGAUGCUGACACCGGUCAUGGUGGCUUAACCGCCGUCAUGAAGCUUACUAAGAUGUUUGUCGAGAAGGGUGCCGCAGGCAUACAUAUUGAGGAUCAAGCACCGGGGACCAAGAAGUGCGGACACAUGGCUGGAAAGGUGCUCGUGCCGAUCAGCGAGCACAUCAACCGCUUAGUCGCCAUCCGCGCGCAAGCAGAUAUCAUGGGAACCGACCUGCUAGCAAUCGCGCGCACAGAUUCCGAAGCCGCCACGCUGAUCACCUCGACCAUUGACCACCGCGACCACGGCUUCAUCAUGGGCGCAACGAACCCCGCGCUCCAGCCCCUCAACGACCUCAUGAUCGCCGCCGAGCACGCCGGCAAGAACGGCAUGGAACUCCAAGCAAUCGAAGACCAAUGGACCGCCCAGGCCGGCCUCAAGCUGUUCCACGAAGCCGUAGCCGACACCAUCAACGCCGGCGUGCACGUCAACAAGGCCGAGCUCAUCAGCCAAUUCAAUAUCCUUUCGAAAGGGAAGAGCAACUCUGAGGCUAGGGCCAUUGCAAAGGGCCUGACGGGCGUGGACAUCCACUUUGAUUGGGAUUCGGCGAGAACGAGGGAGGGGUAUUAUAGAUACCAGGGCGGAUGCGAGUGUGCGAUCAAUCGCGCGAUUGCGUACGCGCCGUAUGCGGAUCUGAUCUGGAUGGAGAGCAAGCUGCCGGACUAUGCGCAGGCGAAGGAGUUCGCGGAUGGAGUGCACGCCGUAUGGCCUGAGCAGAAACUCGCCUACAACCUCUCCCCCUCCUUCAACUGGAAAAAGGCCAUGCCCCGCAGCGAGCAAGAAACCUACAUCCAGCGGCUAGCGAAGCUGGGCUACUGCUGGCAGUUCAUCACGCUCGCCGGCCUGCACCAGUCGGCGCUCAUGGCCGACACCUUCAGCAAGGCGUACGCCAAGCAGGGCAUGCGCGCCUACGGCGAGCUGAUCCAGGAGCCCGAGAUGGACAACAAGAUCGAUGUUGUCACGCACCAGAAGUGGAGCGGGGCCAAUUACAUGGAUGAAAUGCUCAAGAUGGUUACGGGCGGGGUGAGCAGUACGAGCGCCAUGGGCAAGGGGGUUACGGAGGAUCAGUUCUCGGAGAAGGGGGCGGGAGCUAGUGAUGGGGCGUCGUAG